Ectocarpus siliculosus is the source of this 1873-nucleotide messenger RNA. The record is from the annotation of a GenBank genome assembly. NCBI's taxonomy places the organism in Eukaryota, Phaeophyceae, Ectocarpales, Ectocarpaceae.
AUGCUCCGCCCGAGACCCUGCGAUCGCUUCGUUGCGUCCAGCUUGGACAUCACGAGGAGUCCUCGACAGGCCGCCGAGUCCACUGCAACAUCCUCCCCGCAGAAGAUUGCCUCUGGAGCAGCCCCAGCGGAGGGCCCCAACACGACAGAAGCCGCGCUCGCUCGCUUGGAGUCCCUCGUGACGGACUCCCCCCUGUGGCCUGCGGCCAUAAACGUGUGGAAGCGUUUCAAGGUUUCACAAGCACGGUCGACGCAAGCAGCAGCUGCAGGUGCUGGGGGUGUCAGCGGUACUGAACCGAGAGAUUGUCCCGCCUUGGGUCGGCCCGGCCAAGAGAUGGAGGAUGCGCCGCGGCCCGUUGGCGACAUUGACGUCGCCGGCCUCAAGUUCCGGGCUUCUGUGGUGCGGGAUGGGCAGCACCCUUUUAGCUCCGUCGAGGCGUCGCCAAGGCUCGGAGGAGCCGUGUGGUCCGUGAACCGUGGAUGGACCGUGGAUUUAAAGGGGUAUGAUGUGGAGGUAGUGGCCUUCAUUUUGGAGAGGGGUGUGGCUGUGGGGCUCGCUCUCGACGGCGACCGAACCAAGCGUUGCUCCCACGGUCGCGUUCCGAAGGAAGACAAGGGUUUCAUAGAGACUGGGAAGCGCAUGUCAUCCCUCCGACCGAGCACCGCGUACCUCAUGCUCCGCAUGGCGGAACCUGUGGUCGGGGAUGUGAUUGUCGACUGCAUGUGUGGCGUGGGGACGAUCCCUUUCUUGGGCGCGGGCUGGUUCCCGGGCGUGUGUUUGGUGGGAGGAGAGAUCGACGACAGCGCUAUCGAUCACCUGCGGCGAAACGCCCAGUCCUUGAGGCGGUCGCCCGCUGGCCGAGCAGGGGCUGCCGGUGGUGCCUGCGCGUGGGAUGCCCAGUCACUGCCUCUUCGCGAUGGCUCGGUGGACGCGAUGGUCGUUGACAUGCCGUUCGGUCAGUCUUGCGGCACCCCGAGACAGAACGCAAGGCUCUACCCUUUGGUGAUGGCCGAGAUGGCGAGGGUCCUGCGUCCUUCCGGGCGUGCCGUGCUGCUCGUGACGCAGCCCCAUCUCCUUGGUGUGCCGGGACUGCGGCGAGAUAACCAAAAGGACAGGAAGAAGUUGCGGAAGAUGGCGAAACAGGCGAGCAGGGUCGGCGAUCGCGGGGAUCAUGACCUCGGUGAGGGUAUCGAGGGAAGAGCAGCAUCAGAAGAGACCGGGUCGGGCGAGAGGUGUGGGGAGAGUACAUCCCGACACGCCGGUAAUAUCAAUAGCAGCAGCGAUGGAGGCAUGAGCAAAGAUAUUGCCGACACAGCGGGUCACGGGGUAGAGAACGUCACCAAGCAAGAGAAAGAAGACGUUGACCCAAGCGAUUCUGGAGAGCUAGCGUCACCCGCACCAGAAAAGGGAACAAAUGAUUUCCCUCUGUGUGACAGCGAGAGGAGCGUAUGCGUAGCAGCUGCUGCACCAGGAGCUCUUUGGCGCAUCAGGGCUCGGCAUGCGGUGAACGUCGGGGGGUUGAUUUCUCACCUGCUUCUUUUGGAUCGGACAGACGAGCCUCCGCGCUCGCCGCGCGUAGACCGACGGCAUCGUGUGGUCGGGGCGAAGGCUUACUGCAAGCGCCAUCAUGAAGGGGGUGCUGUGUCGUAAUGAUGGCGAUAACCAAUGGCCAAGCAAAUUAUUAGACGUAUCACUGCAUAGUGCCGAUGUCGGUUUUGAUUGGGUUGUUAUGGAGGAACGCGACGUCGGUUGUUGUUUUCCUUGUACAACAGCGUGGAAGCGACGCGAUUGGUGAUUGUUUUGGGCGCUGUAUACACCAGCAGCUAGAGUUUUUCCUGAGAGUACGGACAACGUAUCCUGAUGGUGUUGCAGC